AUGGAGGUGUGCUUCUUGGCAUCCGGAGAGACGCUGACAGUGCUUGCUGCAGAUGACUUCAGGGGCAAAACGGCAAAGGCAUUGAAGGAAAUGCUAGCAGCUCAGGCUGGUGUUCCCAGGUUCCGGCAAAGACUCUUCCAAGAAGAUGGCUCCUGUGAGAUCAAAGAUGAUGAAAUUCUAGACGUGGAAGCGGUGAAGGUCUCCUUGGUCAGGUUAGAGUUUUGUCCAUCUGAUCCUGAGCAAACCCACGAACUGCUGACUGCAUGUCAACACAAUGACUUCGUCAUGCUCGAAGCAUUGCUUCAGCGGCCUUGUGACCCCAAUACUGCAGAUGAAUUUGGUUGGACACCAUUGCACUACUCUGCGGAAAGGGGGCAUCUAGAGGUUUCGCGGAUAUUGCUUGAAGGAGGUGCAGACAAAGAUGCGCAGGAGCACGAAGACCUGAUGACACCCUUGUUUAUUGCAGCGGCAGAAGGCCACCCCGACAUUGUGGCUUUACUGCUUGAAGCUGGCAGCAACAAAGAUCAACCCCAACGUGGAGGUGCAACGCCACUGUUUACGGCAGCUGCGAAUGGCCACUUGGACAGUGUACGUUUGCUUGUUGAAAGUCGGGCAGCUAUAAAUCAGGCCGACGACCGCUCCGAAACACCAUUGAUCGCCAGUGUGGGCCAUCUUGAAAUUGUCAAGCUGUUGGUUGCGUCUGGUGCCAGAUGUGACAUUAAAAGAAACGAUGGGUUCACUGCCAUCGACUGGGCCACACGAAGGCAAGGGACGCCAUGGGUGUACAGUGGUCCAAAUUUCACCAACCAAGACCAGGCCUGCGCGAAGUAUUUGGACUCUGUGGGCUACCUGCGACGCAUCGUUCUCGACACGCCCGUGGAGGACCUCUUCAAGCGGCCGGAGGCGGAGGGACAGGUCGCAUGGUCUGGAAAAUUGACAGAGGCGUCCUCUACGCUGCAGUUUGCCGUCCGGGCAGCCGAGGUCACCCUUCCUCUGCUGAAGAUACUCAACAUCUCCUACAACCAGGGGACCACCAUCGGCCAUCGCAGCAUAGCAGAUGCCCUGCACGUGAACAUCACGCUGGAGAAGGUCCUCAUGGACCGUUGCGACCAAAGGGACACCGACAACGGCUUCUACUCGCUGAUCGUGUCGAUCCCCGGAAACACCGCGCUGAGGCACCUGAGCCUCCAGCAUACUCUUCUAGGUCAAGCCGGGCUUGUGAAUCUGGCCAAGGUUGUUGCUGUCAACAAGGCAUUGCGGUCGCUAAACCUCAGUGGAAACCUCUUUGAUGAGGAGUCCGCGAUCGCCUGGGCCAUCACGCUGCGUGGGAAUCGCGACUUGCGACAGCUACAUCUAAACGGCUGCCACCUCGAUGAUACGGCGGGGCUGCACCUGGCAGGUGGCCUGACCGAGAACCAAGGCCUGGAGGUCUUGUCCAUGCGCGACAACAGCCUCCGCGACGCGAGUGCUGCUGCAUUCGCGGAGGCGCUCAUGCACAACGGCACCGUGACGCAGUUGAACAUUGAGCUGAAUAGUAUUGACUUCCACCAUCUCUUGAAGUUCAAGCAGCUGGCGCGGCCAAGGGCAGUUCUGGGUUGA
Molecule: messenger RNA, 1599 nt
Organism: Symbiodinium natans
Lineage: Eukaryota; Dinophyceae; Suessiales; Symbiodiniaceae
Source: the annotation of a GenBank genome assembly